Penicillium nucicola is the source of this 2073-nucleotide messenger RNA. RefSeq lists its product as uncharacterized. Lineage: Eukaryota; Fungi; Ascomycota; Eurotiomycetes; Eurotiales; Aspergillaceae. The transcript has a single exon. Bases 1 to 2073 code for a protein of 690 amino acids. The record is from RefSeq and is a predicted model, not a curated record.
AUGGACCAGGAGGAGGCUCCCCCACCCCCAUACUCCGCUGUCGAUCCACUCAUUACACCAGCCCGGAAUGGCAACCCAGCACCGGCUCCCCCUCGGGGAGGGGUAUCGGAAUCGCAGGAUGCCAGCAGCUCGCGAAUACCUCCACAGCCGGCAGUAGUCCCGACACAUUUCAGAUCCGCCUCUACAUACUUUGAGGAACGACCACCGUCGAGCCUCGAUGACCCUCGGGAUAUUUUACAACAUCAUAUCACCAUCUACCCACGAAGCCAAGCGAAGGAUUUUCCGCGAAGGCCGCGCUGCUGGGCGUCACGACUUGAUGAAGUCACUCAGCAGGACUGGGAUACUUUUCUUCGAUAUCUGUUCCCGCCUGAAUUAGGUCUUGCCGCUUCAUCGCAGCAUCUUCCACGCCAGUUGCGUGCGGAGAUUCGGCGGGACCGCAAGGACCGCCCACAGGAGACUGACGAACAGCGGAAAGCUCGGAUUGCUGCUGUUGUUGCUGAAUGGAAUGAGUGCUUCUUUGGAUAUCGCUCUACCCAGAUUGUUCCUGUCUAUGUAGGCGAACCGGAUAAUGCACCUUCGUCCGGUCUAUGCCAUAGAUGUUACCCUGCUGCAACAGGGUCUAUAGACAGUCAACCCCCGCGGAAUCAAAACGCUCCGUCGCCUGUCUCUGGCCAACAAAAUCCCUCCCCGACACAUUGGCAGCCUGCUCCUUAUCACUCUCCUCCCGUGCAUGCCCCCCACUCUCCAUAUGGAGUACCGUAUGGUGCUCCCACAUACCCUUCCCCCAUGUCACCUAAUCAUCAACCACCUCAAUAUUAUCCCGUCCCAUAUCAUCCACCACCACAGAGCGUCGCUCCAUGGCAAUGGAACAAUUGGAACUACGCACAGCAACAGCAGCAGAAUUCUAACAAUGGCAUGUCCAAGGGCGGAUCCCUUGGCUGGAUAUCACAACUCGCAUCACAAGCUCAGAAAUACGGAGAGCGUUUCAGUGAACAAGCUCAACAAUACGGAGAUCAGAUCAGCGCGCAGGCACAACAUUAUGGGCGUCAAGUUGAGGAACAGGCCCUAGCCCAUGGCCGGUGGCUGGAAGAACAAGCAAGACUUCACGGACGAAAAGCGCCAAUGACGGCUCCAAGUGGAUAUUACGGCCGACCCGCCUGGGAUAAUCCCCCUCAGCAUGCGGUCAACGUUCCAAUGAGUCCUGUGCAGCAUCCCAGCCCAAGCCCCGCGACGAGUGUCAAUACCAGCGCAAGUCGCCCAGGUCCAACGAAAGAAGCUAUUGACAAAUCUAAACCGUCUACUGAGCGCUCCAGGCGAGGGUCUGUUGAUUCUGUCUCGUCCGAAUCAUCCUUCAGUUCAAUUGAUUCCAUUUCCACGUCCUCAAAUUUGAGUGUUUCCGACCUGGCCACAGUUCGCACUCAACUAGAGCUUCUGGAUGACCGGCACGACCGAACGUUAUACGAUGCAGCCGUGGCGCUUCGUCAACAGCUCACAGCUCUCCAAACAUCCCGCCGAGAAGACAAAAUAUCAGGCCGGAAGGAUUGGAGAAAGCAGGGCCAAGAAUCCAACAGCGACUGGGGCCGUUGGGAAUCACCUGAACAGCAAGAGCGAACCUCUGUCGAUAGACGCGCCAUGAAGGAUGAAAUGCGUGCUACCAAAAAGGUAUUCAAAGACGUGCUUCGCCGGGCCAGAGAAGAACAGCGCGAACGACGUCGACUCCACCGCCGACAAGUUCGACAAGCAAGGGCUAGCGAGGGCGACCAGCCAAAAAACGACCAGCCUUUGGAACAGCAGCUCGGUAUUUUGCGGUUGGAUGGCACACCUGUGGUCCCCCGCCCAGCAACUACCCCAGCCCAGCCAACCCAGGUUGCAGCUUCAAAUGCAUCCAUUGCCAGUUUUGAAUCUGAGUCCAAUCCGCCGUCUAUGUUAAGGGCUAGUACGCAGGAUUUUGCAACUGGUACGAAUAAGAAGACGAAGCCUACUGAUACUUCCAGUCGGAUAAAGGAUCUGCUCAAGUCACGCAAGGCGAAAAAGAAGCAGAAGAAUGAGGAAGCUGAUGGAGAAUCCAAGUGA